GUCAGGGGCGCACGUGGCCCGGCGGCCCCGGUGCGGGCUGGCCCCGCCGCCGGCAGCAGCAGAGCGGGUCCCGCCGCCCCCGCGCCAUGAGGGUGCAGCUGGAGCGGUGCCGGGGCGAGUGGCGGGAGUUGGAGGAGGAGUUCCGGCAGCUCCAGGAAACACACAAAGUUUACAGGCAGAAACUGGAGGAAGUCACCAGCUUGCAGACAGCCUGCAGCAGCUCCAUACACCGGCAGAAGAAGACACUAAGGGACCUGAAGCACAGCCUGCAACGGUGCAAGCCCAGAGCGAGUCCUGAGGAGUUUGCUCUCAUUCAGGAGAUCAGCACCCAGAUCAAGGAGAGGCAAAAUGCCUUCUUCGACAUGGAAGCCUACUUGCCGAAGAAGAACGGCUUGUACUUAAACCUGGUGCUGGGGAACGUGAAUGUAACUCUCCUGAGUAACCAAGCAAAGUUUGCCUACAAGGACGAGUAUGAGAAGUUCAAACUUUAUCUGACUAUAAUCUUGUUACUCGGGGCUGUCACCUGCAGGUUUAUUCCCCACUACAGGGUUACAGAUGAAGUGUUUAACUUUCUGUUAGUGUGGUAUUACUGCACGCUGACGAUACGGGAAAGCAUUCUCAUUAGCAAUGGAUCCAGGAUCAAAGGCUGGUGGGUGUCGCAUCACUACGUUUCCACGUUCCUGUCUGGAGUAAUGUUAACGUGGCCAGAUGGACUCAUGUAUCAAAUGUUUCGCAGUCAAUUUUUAGCAUUUUCAAUAUUUCAGAGUUGUGUUCAGUUCCUACAAUAUUAUUAUCAAAGGGGCUGCCUUUACAGACUCCGUGCUUUGGGGGAGAGGAACCACUUGGACCUUACAGUAGAAGGAUUUCAGUCCUGGAUGUGGCGGGGGCUGACGUUUCUCCUUCCCUUCUUGUUCUUUGGGCAUUUCUGGCAGCUAUAUAAUGCAGUCACGCUUUUCGGAUUGUCGAGGCAUAAGGAGUGCAAAGAAUGGCAGGUUUUUGUGUUGGCUUUCACGUUCCUGCUGCUCUUCCUCGGGAACUUCCUCACUACUCUCAAAGUGGUGCACACUAAACUGCAGAAAAACAAAGACAAAAUGAAGAAGCUGUGACACUCCCCCCCACCCAGCCUCCCCGGUGUGCUGGCUGUCGCCCUUCUGCCCGCCGGCUUUGGGACGGAUCCUGCUAAACCCCAGCUUCGCGAUGGACGGGCUUGAAGGACUCGUCCGUCCCUGCGUUCCGUGAAGGAUACGGACUCUGCCAGCACAGACUCAGUAUUACACAGCAUGGCUCUCCAGUCCGCAGUCCUGCUAUUUAUGUAUAUUUAAUACAAAACGUGUUCGCUUUUGGGGUGGGUUUUGUUUUUUGUUUGGUGUUGUUUUUUUUUUUUUUUGUGUAUAUAAAGCAACAUGCACCUGCCUGGCGCAGUGCCAGCGUUGGGAGAAUGUAGGAUCUACUGUAAUUCCAAUUCUGGAAUGAUAUUUAACACUUUACAGUUUUAUUAUUUAAAUUCUGGGUAUUGGAUUUGCAAAGACUUGUGAACACUCCAGGUGGAUCAGUAAUACAGACCCAAUGUUGGUUUUUUUUAAAGGCAUUUGUUUAAGGCAUAUUUUCAGUGGCAAUACUAACCUGUGUGUUACUGUGAAAAAAAAAAAAAAAAUGAUGCCCAUCUUUGUACCAUACUGCUGCUAUAUACACUUUUAAAAAGCUAUUUAAAGAGGAGUUAUCCUCUUUUAAAAACAAAAAUAAGCAAGCAAAAUGAGUUGUUAAAUGGCAGGGAAGUCCGCUAGCCUUCCUCCAGGGAGACCAGGUCAUCUCUCCAGGCCUGGACAAGACCUAAAAUAAACCAUUCAAUAUGCAGCUGCUUCAGCCCCUUUUUAAUAACAAAUAUGCUGCCCUUCGGGUUUUUUUUUUUUCAAGACACCGUUUUUUUUCCUUAAAAUGAACUUCAUCAGUGGCAAAAGUGCAGUUGCACUUUGGUUUCUGUUUCCAGUGGUUUUUUUGUUCCCUGUGCUGUCCUGGAAAGGGAAGGACGGGCUGAGCAGAAAUAUUAAAUACUUUCUUUAGAUGCUGCGCUUGUACCAAUAAUUAAGCGAAUGUAAACACACUCGGUCAGAAGGAACACGGAGGACAAAUCCCGACUCCCAUCCUGCUUAACUUCUUGUGCUGCUUGAACUUAAAACUUACUCAUUCAAUUGAGCUUGUUUUGGGUGCUUUAACAUCUGUGCCUCCGAGGGCCCGCUCCAGUGUUGUG
Chroicocephalus ridibundus (black-headed gull) is the source of this 2248-nucleotide messenger RNA. It is a transcript of the gene TMEM120B, whose product is annotated as transmembrane protein 120B. The coding region runs from base 87 to 1106 and encodes 339 amino acids. NCBI's taxonomy places the organism in Eukaryota, Metazoa, Chordata, Aves, Charadriiformes, Laridae. The transcript is spliced from 12 exons. Gene Ontology annotation, biological process: fat cell differentiation. The record is from RefSeq and is a predicted model, not a curated record. Gene Ontology annotation, cellular component: nuclear inner membrane.